This is a messenger RNA of Aspergillus melleus, 1392 nucleotides long. RefSeq lists its product as uncharacterized. NCBI's taxonomy places the organism in Eukaryota, Fungi, Ascomycota, Eurotiomycetes, Eurotiales, Aspergillaceae. The record is from RefSeq and is a predicted model, not a curated record. The transcript has a single exon. Bases 1 to 1392 code for a protein of 463 amino acids.
AUGUCUCCUGCUUUCUCAACUCUAUCGCCCGAGUUGCUGGUCUGCAUCUUACAGUGGCUUUCCUCCCCUAAAGACCUUUGUUCGGCCCUCGGAGCGACGUCCCAAUUCUACAGAAUCUUUACAACAUAUAGGCGGUCCAUAUUAUCGGCAGUCUUACUGCGCGCCAUCCCGCCCCAGGUCGAUGCGGACUUUCUCCUGGCAUACCGUGCUCAGCGGAUUUGGGAUUUUGCUCUCGAGCGGCAACAUGACAACCAUCUUACGAGGAUUCCUCGUCGCGAUUACGGAAAGAAGCUCGAAACCCUGAGCCAAGAAACCACUGCUAUUCUAAAGGCCGCCGAGUCAGGGAAGAGUGAAGAGCUGCAUAAUUUCGUUUCAGACAGCGAAUCUCUGACCAAGUUAUGGGGAUUCUACCAAAAAUUCGAAGACCUCAUAACAUUAUACGCCAAAAAGGCACUGUCAAACUUGCAGCAAACUUCUGGUGCUUCAAAUGAUACACCGGAAAGUUUACGGCUUUCUUCUGAUGAGAAAGUUCGCCUUCAAAGGGCUUUCUUCCGGUGGGAGGUCUACACAUGUCUCUUCCAAAUUUCACAAGUGACGCACCAUGAUGAUCGCCAUCCAGCACCUUCAGACGACCCAGCGCCAGUAUAUGCAACAAUAUUUCAACCAUGGGAAAUUGAAGAGAUCUGCUGCAUCUGUCAGUUCUCCAGAACCCUCAUCGAAGAGGUUUGUGACGAGCUCGAAGAAGACUUUGUCACGACAGUAAAAGCCAAGGAAGCCGCGUAUCACCCCCCCAGCGAACCAGAUGUUAUAGAACGCGACCUGAGCAGUAAUUUGGAUUACUAUUGCCUCUGGUGGUAUGACGAAUCUUUCAAACGGUGCGACCGUGCAAAGCAUGUCGCCUAUCUAGUCGCUCGGGGAAUGCUAUCCAUGUGGAAACUCAAACACGCACCGUUUCAAACAGUGAGACGCAUGAUCGUAAGGUCGCAGUUCGAGCACAAGGACCGGAUAUCUAUCAUUCAAGGAUUGGAAGAACUGUGCUAUGAAGAAUAUGAAAUAGACGAGAGCUCGGAGGACUGCAAUCUUGGUUGGCAGUGGGCAGUGACGGUGACGGAGGGAUGGGGACCCUAUGCUCCCGCCAAUUACGCGCUGCGGAAUCAAGGUUAUGUGUUCUGGGAUCAAGCACGCCUGGAGAGAGAAAAACAAUUUCAAUCGCCCCGUUGCCCAAUUAAGAGUUUAUAUGAGUUUCCGCCUGGGUAUCAAGCACAUGAAAGACUCCCUGGCGUUGAGACCAAGCUCAAAGACCUCCAGGUCCGCUCAGAGGUUAUUAAGGAGAUAGCUGAUGAGGUAGGUGGCAUAGAUGAUGGCACUGAUGUGAUAGAUUGGCGAAAUUAG